CCAAGAAAUCGUCAGACCGACAGCAGACCUACCGGUUCGCUGCCGACGACGCUUACUGCCAUUUGGUGGUGUUAGCUUGUUGAAACUGGCUGCAACAGCGUUCCUCGGCCAUCAUCUCGAAUCAUCCCACGGACCAAGACCACAACAUCGAGUCGCCGUUCGCGCUCGCUCGAGCCCCAGGUCCGGCCCGCUCUCUACCGCCUGGUCGGUGCUGGCGCAAUCCACCAAAUACAUCUUGCUAUAGUCUACAGAUCCGGUCCAACUUCGAGACUCCAACAUCAUGCCCCCAGGCCGUCCUCCAAAACGGCCAAGCGAAGCCGGUGACGCUCCUCUCGACAAUGGCUCACAACCCAAGAUGAAGCUGCCCCGUCUCGAGCGCAGUACCGAAGACUUUUCAAGUGUUGUCAAGACCAAGCUCUCACAAUACACGCGGACCGGUCAGGCUUGUGACAGGUGCAAGGUCCGAAAAAUCCGCUGCGAUGCCUCCCCUGCGGGCUGCUCCCAUUGCGCGAGCCAAAACAUCGAAUGCGUUGUAACAGACCGUGUAACGGGCCGUACCGAACGUCGAGGCUAUACUCAACAACUCGAAGCCGAAAACAGCACCUUAAAAAACCACAUAAAAAACCUCGAGAGAGUCCUGGCUGACAAUGGAGUCGAGGUCCGGCCGUGGGAAGGGUCAAACGCUAAUAGAAACCCUUACCCUCCUGGUAUCACACUGGAUGCCAUGGGGAAUCCCAUCCACGAUCCCAUGUCCCAGGGCGAAUGGCAGCAACAAGGCUCGGUGUGGGUUAGAAAGAGCAGGCAAGGGUCACAGAGCACACCAGGUCGUUAUACGAGAUGUUCGCUGUUGGAGUCGAGGCCGACAGAGAGUUACCUGGGCGUCACUUUGGAUAGCGAACCCCUGAGUAGCAUAAAGGGAACUACUUUGUCAGUUCUCGGUACUACGAUUGACAUUACUUCCUUCGACGCUCCUGACAUGGAUGAGCCCUCGCCGACUACCCCCAUCGGGUCACCGUUGUACAACAAAUCCGUCAUGGCGUUUUACCAGUCCAUGGUCAGGAUAAACCCGCCAAUGGAACACUGCGACCUCCCUUCGAGACACGACGCUUUUACCUAUGCCGAGUGGUACUUCCUCACCAUCUACCCCUUUAUGCCACUCGUCCACAGGCCCUCGUUUAUGCAGCUUUUGACUCGCAUUUACGAUGAGCCGGGCUUUAAAGCGACAGUACCUGAAAUGGUAAUAGUUCAUUGCCUAUUCGCAACGAUCUACUUCCAGUUUUUUAUUCGAAAUCGCGAGAAGCCAGAGGACCAUGCCCAACUGAAUAACCUUUCCAACAAGCACUAUCAUUGGUGUUUGAGCAAGUUCUUUGAACUUGCCGUUUCUCAGACGGUUACCGCGGUUCAGGCUCUGGCCAUGCUCGCGUCUCACACUCGCAACUUUCCCAAACCGGGAUGUUCCUUCACCAUUGCCAACUUUGCCAUGAUGAAGGCCAUUGAACUCAACUUCCAUCGGAGUAACAAGAUACCGAAUGGGGGCACAACUCUUGAAAACGAGUUGCGCAAAAGGGUGUGGUGGUCUAUCCUGGGUAUUAUCAUCACCCUGAACGGCCGACUUGGUAGGCCAAUGCCCAUCACUUUGGAGGAGUUCGAUAUUGAGUUCCCAAUUGCGAUCAAUGACGAGUACCUCGGAGAAGAUGGCGUCUUGGACCCGUCCAAGAUUGGCCAUUGCUGUUAUCAAAUUGGGCUCGCCGGCUUCAAGGCCGUUCCUCUGUUUAUGGAGAUGUAUUCUAGCAUCUACAGCGUGAGGCGAGAUCCUAAGAAGUACGUCGAUGUGGUUAGGGAACUCUCUCAAGCAAUGGCCAAGCUUAUGAAUGAUCUCCCCGACUGUCUGCGAGUGGAAAAGUGUCAGCCGACGGACCUGGUGUUUGCACUGUAUACCCAGGCCAUCAGUCUUGAGUUCAACCUGUGUCUUAGACAUCCUUCGGUUUGUCUAGAAAAGGACCCGAAGUUCUGCGCUGAGAACACAAGGAUCUGCGAGCAGACAGCUCGGAAGCUAUUAAAGGUGGUAGGGGAGCUGUUGAAACUCAAAUCGCUGGACACCACAUGGUACCAGUUAUCGGUAUAUGUUGCCUCCAUGUUGUCGAUAUUGGUCGCGAACUGGGAGAGGAGGCAUGAAAUAACACAUAUGGAGAUCGCCACUUUGAGGGCAGACAUGGCGUUGGGUCUCGAGAUCAUCGCGGAAAUUGGUCGACUAGUUGGUACUGGGAACCGUCUAGCAACCGAGAUUUCUAGUAUAUAUGAACGAACCAUCGCCUGGAUCGAACGCGACAUGACCCGUAAGGAUGGACUGUCGGUCGAUCAGACCAUAAUCAAACAACAAUCAGCAUCGCCAUUUCAGCAGCCUCUCCUACCAUUCAAGCAACCGCUCAACAGCAAUGGUAUGACGUCCAGUAACUCAGUCACACCCAACGACCACCGCAGCAGCGUCAGCACAAACGGAACCGGGUACUACGACGGCUCAGCAACCCCCUACCAAACGAUGUCUCUCAACGACAACGGCGCCAACAACGGCGUCAACCUAGCUGCGUACGACCCCUCCGGCGGCAGCGCGCAAUACCUAUACGCAACAGCCACCCCAACCUCAUCAACAGCAACCCCCCAAACCGUCACCGCAGCAAUGGACCAAACCUCCGCCGGCACCAACCCCCUAAUAGCCUUCGCCUCCCAAGCUACCCAGCACGUGUCCGCAACAGGUCAACCAGGUACCGGAGCUGAGGACUGGCGACCGCAAGUCCACCCACAAUUCGCCACAGCAGCAGUAACUUCUAGUGUACCAAAUAACAACCCCUGGCAUGACUGGGCGGCAGCCAUGGCUGAUUCUCAAGAGCGGUACAGCGCUAGUGCGCUGCUAACCCUCGGAUCAACCAGGCCGGGCGAUGUAUCUGGGGCAGGAAUGGUCGAUCAUUCGCAUGCGCAUGUCAACGGGGGAGCUGGACAUGGACCGGGAGCUGGAGGACCUGAAGCACUGGGAGUGGCGGUGUCGGCGGCGGCGGCGUCCGCGGUGGUUGGAGGUGGUGGGGGGCAGUGGCCUCUGUUGUUGUUUUCGGAUGUUAUUGGGAAUGGAAAUGGCUCGUAGGGAGGGCCGACUCUAGACGAAAAGGGGGAUGGGGGUGGGAAUGGGGGCGGUUCACAGGGAGGGCCUGGGACUGGGGAAGAGCAGGAUGUGAAACGGCGGAAUAAUAAACUGGAGGUGUUGUGGGAUGAAAGAGAUCUGGAUAUUCGGAUGAGCGAGUGGGUGGAAGCGUGAGUGGGAUACAUAUAGGGGGUGGAAGGAACAUUCGAGAGACGAUGGACUGCUGCUGGAAAUCGCAUU
Neurospora tetraspora is the source of this 3373-nucleotide messenger RNA. RefSeq lists its product as uncharacterized. The record is from RefSeq and is a predicted model, not a curated record. Lineage: Eukaryota; Fungi; Ascomycota; Sordariomycetes; Sordariales; Sordariaceae. Gene Ontology annotation, biological process: DNA-templated transcription; regulation of DNA-templated transcription. The coding region runs from base 281 to 3136 and encodes 951 amino acids. The transcript is spliced from 3 exons. Gene Ontology annotation, molecular function: DNA-binding transcription factor activity, RNA polymerase II-specific; DNA binding; zinc ion binding.